This is a messenger RNA of Tetrahymena thermophila SB210, 2655 nucleotides long. RefSeq names its product glycogen/starch/alpha-glucan phosphorylase. The record is from RefSeq and is a predicted model, not a curated record. NCBI's taxonomy places the organism in Eukaryota, Ciliophora, Oligohymenophorea, Hymenostomatida, Tetrahymenidae. Gene Ontology annotation, cellular component: cytoplasm. Gene Ontology annotation, biological process: glycogen catabolic process. The transcript has 15 exons. Gene Ontology annotation, molecular function: glycogen phosphorylase activity; pyridoxal phosphate binding.
AUGUCAGCACAAAAGGGACGUUUGAGUAUUAGAAGAAAGUCUAUUGUACACUCAGAACUACAAGUAGCUGGUGGUUAUAGACCUGAGUUUGCUUCUUCAGUAGGCAAUACUCCAGUAGCCAGUUAAUCCACUAGUAAGAUAUGGAAGUUGAUGGAAAAAUAUUUGCCAAAUUCAAAAGAAGCAAUUUAAAGUAGUGUUGUUAACCACGUCGAAUACACUCUCGCUAAGACUAGAUUUGACUUUACUCUUCUUCACUGCUACUAAGCUGUUUCUCAUUCAGUAAGAGAUAGAUUGAUUGAAGCCUUCAAUGAUACAUACCAGUAUUUUAAUAACAAAGAUGUUAAGUAUGUCUAUUACCUCUCCUUAGAAUAUUUAAUUGGUAGAUGUUUGCAAAAUGCUCUUGUUAAUUUAGAACUUGAAGGCUAAUAUAAAGAAGCUAUGCUUGACAUGGGAUACAAUUUGGAAUCAGUUUACGAAUAAGAAGUAGAUCCUGCUCUUGGUAAUGGUGGUCUUGGUCGUUUAGCAGCAUGCUUUUUAGAUUCAAUGGCUACUCUUAACUACCCUGCUUGGGGAUACGGUUUAAGAUACAGUUAUGGCAUUUUUAGAUAGUAAAUUAAAGAUGGUUACUAAGUAGAAGUACCUGAUUACUGGUUGGAUAGAGGUAAUCCAUGGGAAAUCGAAAGAUUGGACGUCAACUAUUAAAUAAAGUUCUACGGUUCCAUUACAAAGAAAGUAGAAGAUGGUAAAGAAAGAACUAUUUGGGAAGGAAGUGAAAUCAUUGUAGCAAGAGCUUACGAUAAUCCUAUCCCAGGUUAUAACACAUUCAAUACUAUUAACUUAAGAUUGUGGAGAUCUCUUCCCUCUUCCGAAUUUGAUUUCAAGUCCUUUAAUUAAGGUGAUUACUUCAAGGCUCUUGAAAGCAGACAAAGAGCUGAAUUUAUAACAAGUGUACUUUACCCUAACGAUUCCACCUAUGCUGGCAAAGAGCUAAGAUUAAAAUAGCAAUAUCUUUUAGUAUCAGCAACCAUUCAAGAUGCAAUUAGACGUUUCAAGAAGAAAAGAAAAGAAUGGAAGGAAUGGCCCAAGUAUAAUGCUUUAUAGUUGAAUGAUACUCACCCCGCACUUGCUAUUGUUGAAUUAAUGCGUAUAUUAACUGAUAUUGAAGGUUUAGAAUAUGAAGAAGCUUGGGAAGUCGUCUAUAAUUCGUUUGCUUAUACAAAUCACACCAUUCUCCCCGAAGCCCUUGAAAAAUGGGGGGUCGAAUUGCUUGGAAAUCUACUUCCUAGACAUUUAGAAAUUAUCUACAAUAUCAAUCACAUAUUCUUAGAAAAGAUCUCUAGAAAGUAUCCUAAUGACUGGAGAAAGCUUUCAACUCUUUCUUUGGUUGAAGAAGGAACUCAUAAGACAAUUAGAAUGGCUAACUUGAGUAUUGUUGGUUCUCAUGCUGUUAAUGGUGUUGCUGCUUUACACUCAUAGCUUUUGACUACUAAUCUAUUCAAGGAUUUCUAUGAGCUACGUCCUGCUAAAUUCUAAAACAAGACUAAUGGUGUUACUCCUAGAAGAUGGAUUAGAUGUGCUAAUCCAGGUUUAUCUGCUUUACUUAAUGAUGUUGUCGGUUCAGAUGACUGGAUUCUUGACAUGGAUAUCCUCAAGAACUUCCAAAAAAUAGCUGAUGAUCCUGCUAUCUAAAACAGAUGGAUGCAAGUUAAGAGACAAAAUAAAGAAAAGCUUUAUUGGUGGGUGAAAGAAAGAUGUGGCGUAGAUUUGAACAUUGACUCACUCUUUGAUAUUUAAGUCAAGCGUAUUCAUGAAUACAAGAGAUAGUUAAUGAAUAUUCUCUAUGUUAUUAGAAGAUAUUUAGACAUAAAGAAGACUCCAGCUGAAGAAAGAAGAAAAUUAUUUGUACCUCGUUCUAUCAUGUUUGGUGGAAAGGCUGCACCUGGAUAUAUUACUGCCAAAAGAAUUAUCAGAUUGGUCAACGCAGUUAGCUAAAAGGUUAAUAACGAUCAAGAAGUUGGUGAUUUACUUAAGGUUGUCUUCUUACCCAAUUACAAUGUCUCAAAUGCAUAAGUUAUUAUUCCAGCUAGUGAACUCAGUUAACACAUUUCAACUGCAGGUUUGGAAGCAUCUGGUACUUCCAAUAUGAAAUUCGUAAUGAAUGGAUGCUUGAUCAUUGGUACAAUGGAUGGUGCUAACGUUGAAAUAGCUGAAGAAGUUGGUGAAGAAAAUAUGUUUAUAUUUGGUGCCAGAGUUGAAUAAGUAGAAGAAUUAAGAAAUAAGAUGAGAAAUUCUAAUUAUAGAGAUUAUUUUGGUCCUAGAUUAACAGAAGUAUGUGAUGCUAUUAGCAGCGACUUGUUCGGUUACAAGUACGAUUUAGAUGCUCUUUUAGACACCAUCAGAAACAAAAACGACUACUAUAUUCUUGGAGCCGAUUUCGAAUCAUAUUGUGAAGCCUAACAAAGAGUUGACAAUCUUUAUAGAAACAAGAGUGAGUGGACCAAAAAGUCAAUAUUAAAUAGUUUAAGAUCAGGUAAAUUUAGUAGUGAUAGAACUAUUAGAUAGUAUGCAGAAGAAAUAUGGGAUCUUGAACCUUGUGAAAUUCCUAAUCCUUCUAAAUCCGAGAAGGAAAGAUUUAUCCAAAGAAAUAUAAAUUGA